Molecule: messenger RNA, 1577 nt
Organism: Salvia hispanica
Lineage: Eukaryota; Viridiplantae; Streptophyta; Magnoliopsida; Lamiales; Lamiaceae
Product: S-adenosyl-L-methionine-dependent methyltransferases superfamily protein
Molecular function (GO): S-adenosylmethionine-dependent methyltransferase activity
Source: RefSeq, a predicted model, not a curated record
AAAUCUGCAAAAUUCAACUGAAACAAACGACAAAAAGAUACGCACACACAAACACUAGUGAUUUUGGGCGACCAUUGAAACACGUCACAGCCAAUAUUUAUGCUCCAUUGAUAUGCAAUUGAUUUACUGAGUUAAUGUAAAGUCGCAGAAUCGGCGAUUCUUGAUCACUUUGUUGGAGCCAUGGAGAAAUUGAUGGCGAGAGACGCAGCCGGCAGCGACCUCCUCUCCGCAUUGCGGCCGAGUCGACUCAAUCUCAACCUCGUUCGCUGCUGCUUUCAGGUCGUAAAGUCGUCUCCGUUAAUCCCCGCCAGAAUUCGCUCCCGGCUUUUCACCAAUAAAGUGCGAGCUUCUUCGGCUACCGCCAUCCCUACAAAGCCCGAACCUAUUAUUGAUGAGUCCAGUUUGAAUAUUCGGAAAGAUAUUCUAGCUUGUCCCAUUUGCUAUGAGAGGGUUUCUUGGAAUGGAGGCGUUGAUCUAUCUUUGGAGGCUGUAGCUCGUUCAACUCUGGAGUGCAGCUGUUGCAGGAAAUCCUACACUGGAAAGGAUUCUCAUCUAGAUCUGACAGUAACAGGUGGUAACAAGGUGUAUGGCGAACCUAUGGCUGCGUCUACUGAGCUUUUCAGGUUUCCUUUGGUAUCAUUCCUCUAUGAACGAGGUUGGAGGCAAAGUUUUACAGUGUGGGGCGGUUUUCCUGGUCCGGAACAGGAGUUUGAAUUGAUAAAGGAGUACCUCAAACCAGUCUUAGGGGGAACUAUUGUUGAUGCGAGUUGUGGAAGUGGUAUGUUUUCACGGCUUUUUGUGAAAAGUGGACUGUUUUCCCUUGUUGUUGCUUUGGACUACUCUGAGUCAAUGUUACGUCAGUGUUAUGACUUCAUUAAGCAGGAGGAUAACUUCCCUCAAGAGAAAUUAGUUCUCGUUAGAGCUGAUAUCUCAAGGCUUCCAUUUGCAUCGGGUAGUAUAGAAGCUGUUCAUGCUGGUGCUGCAUUGCACUGCUGGCCUUCACCAUCUGCAGCAGUAGCAGAAAUAAGUCGUGUGCUGAAACCCGGAGGCAUGUUCGUUGCUACCACUUACAUCAUGGAUGGUCUCUUCUCUUACUUCCCACUAAGCAGACCUGUGCGACAGGGUGUGGCGCAGCUUUCGGGCAGCCACGUGUUUUUAUCCGAGAAGGAACUCGAAGAUCUAUGCGCAUCUUGUGGGCUUAUCAACUUCACGUGCACGAGAAAUAGGCUCUUCGUGAUGAUCACAGCCACGAAACCUGUGUAAGCAAGUUUGUAUAUUUGAUACAACGUUGGACAUUGAAUUCCAAAAUGAUUGAUUGAUUGUACAGUUGAAGAAGCCGGUCAGUGUAAGCUGCCUAUAUUGUGGUGUUGAUUCUUCAGAUAAAUUCUAUGUUAUUUUCUGAAUUGAAACCUUGUCAUAUUUCCAGUUGUAAGCUUUUGUUUCGUUUUCUUUUUAUUUAUCUUCAUAGACCUCUAAAUCAUGAUAUUGUCAUCGUGAUCAUUUAUCUCAGCUAUAUUGUUAUAGAAACAUCGGAAACUCUUGAUUUUAGUGUUAUAUAUGAUGAUUCUGUUGUCUCA